Messenger RNA from Trichomonas vaginalis G3, 734 nucleotides. Its product is annotated as protein of unknown function, DUF4106 family. The transcript has a single exon. The record is from RefSeq and is a predicted model, not a curated record. The annotation marks the transcript as partial. NCBI's taxonomy places the organism in Eukaryota, Parabasalia, Trichomonadida, Trichomonadidae.
AUGGGAUAUAAGAUAUAUUCUAACUCUGACUUAGUUCAAACAGUAACAUGGGCAAACUAUGAAUGGUUCGCUUUGAGAAACUCAGUACAACCACAAGCUAGAGAACAAACAGACCAGUAUGCAACUAUUGAGAAAAUAAGAAGACUUGACCCUAACGUUCCAGGAGUUUAUGUUAACCUUUCUGGUUCAGAUGGAACUGCUGCCACUAAAGUAAAACUGAAACUUAGAGUUCCUUUGUCAUCUUUCCUCAUCUUCAGGUUUUUAAGAUACUUGCCAAACUGGGCAGGAAAAAUUUCUAUUGAACUUACUCCAAGCAAAAAUAACUUAGUCAUUGCACCAACACAAGACCCAUUCACUCUUACAGACGUAAAGGGAACAAAUAAAACGUCAUUCGCCGAAUUUUGCAAAGACAAAGUUGACUUAGACUUUGGUUUCUCAAACCUCAACACUGAAGUAAACUAUUAUUUCAAUGCUGCUGGAGAUGCUUGGGACCCAGUUAAGUUCACAUGCGAAAAAUUUGAAUGCAAGAGAAUAGAAAGCAGACUUGCAGUCUAUAUGUUGGACCCAGAUAUUUCAAAUGCUUUAGCUGCCAAAUAUAUUGCAGUUCCACUUAUGUUCCCUAUACACCAAAUAUCUGUCAAAGACUUUGCAGGUGAAGUUGGAAACCAAAGUGCUGACCCAGGUGCAAGAACAGAUAUUGCCUUAACAACUGCAAUGAAACAUGCAGAUACUAU